Molecule: messenger RNA, 714 nt
Organism: Scutellospora calospora
Lineage: Eukaryota; Fungi; Glomeromycota; Glomeromycetes; Diversisporales; Gigasporaceae
Source: the annotation of a GenBank genome assembly
UAUCAUGAUACACAAUUGGGUGAAAAAGUUUGUCGAACACUUCUAAAAACUAUUUGUAUUACUAUCGGUAUUAAUAUAAAGGAUCAUGAUAUCGUUAACCAUUCUGGUAGAUCUACGCCUAUUACAUUCUUAUUUCAGAAGGGAGUUCCUACAGUUACGACUAUGGCAUUAACUGGGCAUAAAAGUGAAUCAUCAUAUCGCAUUUAUGCCCACCUAUCUGAAAAACAAAAAGAAGAUGCACUUUCACUACUAAUUAACAAUGUUGGAAAGUUGCCACCUUCAAGUAAUUUAAAUAAUUUAAAAACUUCGAAUAACUUAGAAGUCUUAAAUGAAUUGGAAGACUCAAGUGAAUUAGAAGCCUCAAAUGAAUCGGAAGCCUCAAAUGAAUCAGAAGCCUCAAAUACUGCAGAAGUUUCAAGUAAAUUAAGAUCAUCACCAAAACAAAGUUCAAGUUGUCCUGUCUACUCAAUAUCAUCAACAGCCUCAUCGCCCAAAGCUUCUGUUUUUAGACAAUUUCGUGCACCGUUUCAGAAUUCAUCCAAAAUAAACUUACCACUACACUCAAAUGCAUAUAAAAAAAAUCCUACACUUGGUGGUCGACGAGUUCUUCAUAAAACUUUCAAGAUGGAUAAUUCUGAAGGGCAAGAAACAACUGGUAAAACUACAAUCAUCAAAAAUUACUAUAUUACAGCUGAAAAUGUUACUAUUAACUAG